Zychaea mexicana is the source of this 2330-nucleotide messenger RNA. Its product is annotated as alkaline-phosphatase-like protein. Lineage: Eukaryota; Fungi; Mucoromycota; Mucoromycetes; Mucorales; Lichtheimiaceae. The coding region runs from base 1 to 2076 and encodes 691 amino acids. Gene Ontology annotation, molecular function: alkaline phosphatase activity. The record is from RefSeq and is a predicted model, not a curated record. The transcript has 7 exons. Gene Ontology annotation, biological process: dephosphorylation.
AUGAAAAAAGUAGGAGCUUUCUUCUUGUCUCUGACAGUAAUAUCCAUUACUACUAUCAGCAACGUUCUAGCUGGCCGGCCUGGUAUUUAUCAACGUCUUCCUGACCCUGAGGGCCAAUUUCCUCGCCUUGGAGCCUGUCCAGAUGAUCACGCAUGCAUUUUCCCACCGGAUGUUUCGCAAUUUCUUCCAGGUGCCUAUUUUGAUCUGAGGGUAGAACUUCAUGCGUACGACAGAAACACAUCCAAUCCGGCACCAGAGCCUUAUACGCAAUUCAAAACUACCGUACGCAAAGACGAUGGGCCAUGGACCGAUGCAAAUGAGUUUUUUGCUACCCCAGAUAUACCAGCCCUCGAGUACUGGAAUUUCACUUGGGCAUAUUCCGCUGAAGCACAUUAUUCCAAGGAGGAAGGUGGUGGUAAAAAGCCAAUCGAUGUUAAUGUAUCAUCCCGAGUAUGGCGUAAAUUGAAAUUCGAUGAACCAGGAAGGUACGAUGUGUCAGUCCAGUACAGUCCCAAGGAAGCAUACACAGUUCGCUACACUGUUAUCGAGCCCCGUAAGCCUGAACGAAAAGCAAAAAACGCCAUUCUUUUUAUAGCAGAUGGCUGCAACAUUGGUAUGAUCACAGCUGCUCGUGCAGUUGCACGUAAAACAACCUCGGGAAAAUUCGUCAACGGCCUAUUAUCCUUUGAAGAUUUUGACGAGCUUGGUCAUAUCAUCACACAUUCAGUGGACGGUCUUGUGACGGACUCUUCCAAUUCUGCAUCAUCCUAUGCAACAGGCCAUAAAGCCAGCGUCCAAGCCCUCGGAGUGUAUGGUGAUUCUUCGCCAUCCCAAUUCGACGACCCCAAAGUCGAAUUAGUUACGGAAUUAAUCCGUCGACGACAGCCAGGCAAAGCGGUUGGCAUAGUGACUACUGCUUUUGUCCAGGAUGCAACACCCGGUGCAUUUUAUUCGCAUACGCGAAGACGUGGAACUUUGGCUGAAAUCACUGAUCAAUUGGUCCAUGGCGUCCCAGAUUGGUUAGCUGCAGUCGAGCCUGAUGUAUUGAUGGGCGGUGGAGCCGAAUACUUUAAGGGAGAACAGGCCGUCAAUGAGACUGAUUAUUACGCACUUUUGCAAGACAAGUAUGGCUAUCAAGUCGUUAUGAAUAAGCAGACUUUGAAUGCGUACAAUGGCCAGAACAAGCUUUUGGGUAUUUUCCGAAAAGACGUUAUGGAUGUCUGGCUUGAGCGAAACAUUUUCAUCAAUAAUACAGCCGAUAAUGCAGCUGCCCCUGAUUUGAGUGGCGAUAGCGCUUUAGGUUCCGACCAGCCCGGAUUAGAUGACAUGACACUCAAGGCUUUAGAAGUCUUGAAGAAACGGGGUGGUGAUGAUGGUUUCUUUUUGAUGUCAGAGGCCGCAUCAGUCGAUAAAAGGCUCCACCAAUUAGACUUUCCGCGUGCAUGGGCUGAUCUUAUCGAGUUGGAUGUGACAAUCAAGAAAACAAUCGAAUGGCUCAAGAAAAACGGCGAAUACGAAGAUACGCUUAUACUCGUGACAGCCGAUCACAGUCACUCCUAUGAUGUAUUUGGUACUGUUGACCAGCAGUUUUUGGACUCUCAAACAUCUCACCGGAAUAUGCGUAAUGCCGUCGGUAUUUAUGAUAAGUCUGGAUGGCCCGGAUUUUCUGACGAAGAUCAGGAUGGCUUUCCGGACAACUGGGAUCCUCGUAUUACCUUGGCUUCUGGCUCAACAAACGGGCCCGAUCAUUUUGAAGCUUGGAAGCUUUCAUCGAACGGUUAUCGUAACCCGUUUAUCAUGCAAGAAGAAGAAGGAUAUGGCAAGCUUUAUGUCGAAAACCCUGAAGAUCCAUCUGGAAGCUAUGCUGCUGGUCUCAGAUGGAAUGGAAAUAUACCAGUCCACAUGGAAUCGGAAGUCCAUUCAAUGGCAGACGUCGCAAUCUAUUCCAAUGGUCCUGGAUCCCAUUUAUUCAAGAAAACUAUGGAGAACUGGAGUCUGUUCUUUCGAUUGACGGAAGCGUUGGAUCUGCAGCAUCCAACCAUUAAUUACACAGACCACAAACAAGAAUUGGAAUAAAAAAUAGCUUUGAUAUAUCUAUUGACAUGCUAGUAAGAGUAAAUGAUGAGCUAUAACAAAUUAAACUAAGUAAAGAGACUAUGAACUACUAAAUGUACAAUAUGUUGUUAUGGGUGAGAUAUAGGAUAGACGAAUGGGAAGCGGAUAAAUGUUCGAUGAAGGUGAUAAAAACGAAAACAAUAAAAAGAAACUUCUAUAUAGCGAAAAUAACAAAUAUUACAUAGUGGUGGCAUUGGAUGGAGGAGGAUAAGCGA